This is a messenger RNA of Saccostrea echinata, 1989 nucleotides long. Its product is annotated as arrestin domain-containing protein 3-like. Gene Ontology annotation, cellular component: cytoplasm. The transcript has 7 exons. NCBI's taxonomy places the organism in Eukaryota, Metazoa, Mollusca, Bivalvia, Ostreida, Ostreidae. Bases 11 to 1204 code for a protein of 397 amino acids. The record is from RefSeq and is a predicted model, not a curated record. Gene Ontology annotation, biological process: protein transport.
AUAUUGUAGAAUGGGGAAGUUAAAAACCUUCUACAUUGAGCUUGAAAAUUCCAAAGGGGUAUUCCUUGCAGGACAAACCAUAAAUGGGAAACUUGUUAUUGAACUGAAUGCAGAGAUGAAAAUGAGAGAAAUAAGGUGUACAUUCAAAGGACUAGCUUAUGUGCAUUGGUCAGAAUCAGAAACAACUGGAACAGGAAGUAAUAGAAGGACGGAAACCAUAGAUUACACUGCAUCUGAGAACUACUUCAACCAGACCGUGCCUGUGUUUGGAAGAGGGAUGGGGAUGGGUGACAAAAACUGUUUGCCCCCGGGACAGCACGUAUAUCCCUUCUCCUUCCAGCUGCCCCCGAAUCUCCCGUCGUCAUUUGAGGGUGGAAUUGGAUACGUCAGAUACACUAUCAAAGGAACCAUUGACAAACCUUGGAAGUUUGACCAUACCACGAAAAGACCUUUCACUGUUAUUGCAUCGUUAGAUUUGAACUCACAACCAACUGCAGCUCGUUCGGAACAAAACCAAAACAGUAAAUACCUGUGUUGUUUGUGCUGUAAGUCUGGACCAAUAACGGGGAUGUUAAAACUGGACAGACUGGGGUAUGUUCCUGGUGAAGCAAUAGCCUUCAAUGCGGAAGUACAAAACAUGACCAACAGAGUCUGUGGAAUUCAUGCCAAGCUAUACAUGACCACUUUGUUUCGUACUCUUAAAAAAUCAAAAACUACAACUUCCGAGGUAGCGAAAGUAGUCUACCAGGACGUACAGCCUGGAGAAACAGAAAUCUGGUCAGGUGGCAGACUCGUUAUACCCCCAUUACCUCCAUCAUUUCUGGAGGGAUGCAGGAUUAUCGACCUUAAUUACUACUUUGAGUUGAUUGUUGAUCCCUCUGGGCCUGCCAUAGACCUUCACGUGCCUUUGUUGGUCAUCAUUGGUACGAUACCUCUUCAGACGGUAGUUCAGCAGUACCAAACACAGUAUGGAGUCCCAGCUACUGAGCAGCCAACAUUACCUCCCUCUGACACAGCGACCUCUGAUCCCCCAAUGGUGGGAGCAGCUCCUAUGUCUUUGCCACCACCAACCUACAGUGAGUGUGUAUUUGGUAAAACCAACAUCCGAGAAGAAGGCGACUCCGAGUACACAAGGGGAGAGAUGAACUUCGCCCCAGCAUACGUAUAUUAUCAUGACUUGUCUAAACAACCGCAGUUUAAUUAACUCUUUAAUGGAAAAAUGUAUCCUUUUUACAAACAUACACUGACUUAUUAAUCAUCAAAAUGUGUUCUUUUCCUUAAAUUAAUUUGUAUACCAUUACAUGUUUUCCCUGAAAAGAAAACCUCAUUAUUUCUCUUCAAGCUAUUGUUACAUGUGUUAAAGCGUUUCAUUCUACGUAUUCUGAUCUGUUACUGACAUGGGAUACUCAAAAAAUUGUUAGAGAAAUUUGUAAAACAGCUUUUAAAGGUAUAAAAUAAAUGCUGAAAGACGUUUUUAUCACGAAAUUUCAUUAAUAUAACUAGCCGUAUUUUCUGGAUCUCCCAAAUUCUUCUCUUUUAUAUCAUCUCUAAAAUUCAAUUCAAAACAUGAAAUAAAAAAAAAUCCUUCCAAAAAUUAAUAUAAAUUUGCUCAAAUUUAACCAAACACAAAUUAACUAGAUCUGAAGUCAACAAAAUAUACGAUGCUAUGAUGAAAACCCCCCAUUCCCAGAUUUGGGGUAUCCUAUACCUCAAUGAAAUUAAAUAAACAUAAAAGUUUUUUUUUUACAUGUUUGGUGUUUUCUUAAUAUGUAACCCUUUCAUGACUUCAUUAUUCAUUAUAAGAAGGAACUCUUUUCUUUCCUGAUAGUGUUUUCACGUUGUUAACUUUUAACAAUUGUUAUUGGGUAAUCUGUGUACUACUAAUUCAUAUCACAUGUAAACGAAGCAUAAUUCUGUUUAACAUGAAUUCAUAAAAGUUGAGCAACCAACUAAUGAUAAAUAAAAUUCAUGACUAUAUAACAUGUUUAA